Molecule: messenger RNA, 1990 nt
Organism: Aureobasidium pullulans EXF-150
Lineage: Eukaryota; Fungi; Ascomycota; Dothideomycetes; Dothideales; Saccotheciaceae
Product: cystathionine beta-synthase
Exons: 2
Coding region: 172-1782 (536 amino acids)
Cellular component (GO): cytoplasm
Molecular function (GO): cystathionine beta-synthase activity; cysteine synthase activity
Source: RefSeq, a predicted model, not a curated record
GACGGGCGUCCAAGCAGCAGACUGCCUGUUUUUUCACUGCGACCAUCCUUUCACUUUGCGAGCCUUUGCUUUCUUUACUUAUCUUACUCUUCCUCUCUCUUACUCCUUCCUCCCUCCUCCGUACUUACCACCCAACAUUACACUCUACCACAACUUCGAUCAACAUCCACCAUGUCGAUCAAGUCACACCCCAGACACCCCCCGGUCGUCAUGUCGACCAUCACCGAGCAGAUCGGCAACACCCCCCUCGUUCGUCUGAACAAGAUCCCUCAGUCGCUCGGUCUCAAGCCCACCAUCUACGCAAAGCUUGAGUUCUUCAAUGCUGGCGGCAGUGUCAAGGAUCGCAUCGCCCUGCGCAUGAUCGAAGCUGCCGAGGCCUCUGGCCGCAUCCACCCCGACAAGACCACCUUGAUCGAACCCACCUCCGGAAACACUGGCAUUGGUCUUGCCCUCGUCGGCGCCGUCAAGGGUUACAAGGUCAUCAUCACUCUCCCUGAGAAGAUGUCGCAAGAGAAGGUCGCCGUCCUCAAGGCUCUGGGUGCCGAGAUCAUCAGAACCCCCACACAGGCUGCCUACGACAGUCCCGAGAGUCACAUUGGUGUCGCCAGAAGACUGGAAAAGGAGAUCCCUGGCGCCGUCAUCCUGGACCAAUACAUCAACCCCGACAACCCCAGAGCCCACGAGCUCGGCACAGCUGAAGAGAUUUGGAAGCAGACCGAUGGCAAGAUCACUGCACUCGUCGCCGGUGCUGGCACUGGUGGCACCAUCACUGGUCUGGCCAGAGGAAUCAGAAAGCACAACAAGGACGUCAAGAUCAUCGCUGCCGACCCCCACGGCAGUAUCCUUGCUAUGCCCGCUGCCUUGAACGAUGACUUCAAGGACCAGCCCUACAAGGUCGAGGGUAUCGGCUACGACUUCAUUCCUGACGUCCUGGACCAGUCGGGUGUUGACACCUGGUUCAAGACCGACGACCGCACAAGUUUCGAGUACUCGAGAAAGCUGAUCAGAGAGGAGGGUCUCCUGGUUGGAGGAAGCAGUGGUAGUGCUAUGGCCGCCUGUGUCAAGGCCUGCACUGAACUCAAUCUCACCGAAGACGAUGUCGUUGUUGUCAUUCUGCCUGACAGCAUCAGAAGCUACUUGAGCAAGUUUGUCGACGAUGAUUGGUUGGCCGCCAACGACCUCCUCCCUCCUACUCCCCCGCUUUCCGCCCCUACCACACCUGUCGCAAAGUCCGAGGACGGCAAGAAUAAGGAUGGCUACGGUGAUGCCACCAUCAGAGAUCUGCGCUUGAAGCCCGUUACCACCAUCUCCGCAGACUCGCCAUGUGGAGACGCCAUUGAGACCAUGCGCGAGAAGGGCUUCGAUCAGCUCCCCGUCUCGGCCGGUACUGGCUCUCGUCUUGUCGGUCUUGUCACUCUCGGAAACCUUCUCUCAUACCUGUCAUCUGGUCGUGCAACUGGCAGCUCUCGCGUUAGCGAUGUCAUGUUCGACUUCACAAAGAUCAACGAGGUCGUGACUAACACUCAGGACAUCAGCAUCAAGACUCCUGAGGAGCGCAAGAAGGCAGCCACCAGCAGCGAGACUGAGAGCCACCCUCAACGCAGACAGUUUGUCGAGAUCACAAAGGACACCAAGCUGAGUGCCUUGAGUCGCUUCUUCGAGUGGAACAGCGCCGCCAUUGUCACCGAAAAGACAUCCGAGAAGGGUGGCUACAAGGCUAUGGCAGUUGUGACCAAGGUUGAUCUCCUUACUUGGUUGGUCAAGUCGUCGAAGAAGGAUUGAACUGAUUGAGAAGGGGUUAAUACGGGGGCGUUCAGGAGAGAUGGGACAGGAUCUUAGCAUCUGACAUGCUAGGGAGUCCAGCUUUUGCAUGCACAUCAGGAGGUAAUUUGAUGGCACAAGGACCUAUAGGUCCUUUUUAGAUAAGUAUACCCAUGCAUUUUCGUUUAUCCAGCAAGGUGUUCAGUCAUGUGUUUUUGAUUUAGAGAAA